CCUGCAGACCUGCUCCGUAUCUACUAAACAACAAGCUUCCUCUUUUGUGACCCGUUCAGAUUCUUGAAAAUAGACAGAAACAUUGCAGCAAUGCCUCCUCCUGGUGCAUGCCUGAACAUUAUGGAGGCUCGUCACAAGCAGAAGGGAUAUGGGAGCAUCCCCAACCCUGAGAAGUUCUUUAACCAAGACUUCAAGAACCUUAAACAAUACUGUCUCACCAAAGGAGUAAGGUACGUCGAUGACAUGUUCCCCCCCGAUGGAAAGUCUGUUGGCCAGGGGAUACUGAAGCCCUCCGACCUAGCCCGCGUGAAGUGGCUAAGACCUGCACAAAUUGCUCCUGAUGCUGAAUUUGUGGUUGAUGGUGUCUCCAGAUUUGACAUUGGUCAAGGUGUACUUGGAAACUGCUGGUUUCUUGCAUCAAUCGGCGCGCUGACUUUCCAGAAUCACAUUUUUGAACAAGUUGUUCCCCUCGACCAAAAAAUCAAAGAGAACUACUGUGGCAUUUUUCACUUCAGGUUCUGGAGAUUCGGGCGGUGGGUGGACGUCGUCAUUGAUGACAAGUUGCCGACGAUCAAUGGCAGACUAAUCUUUGUUCACUCCAAAGAUCCAAAUGAGUUCUGGCCUGCUCUGCUGGAGAAAGCUUAUGCUAAGGUUUGUGGUUCCUACACCGACAUGACUUCUGGAACUCCUUCAGAGGCUAUGAUGGACUUCACCGGUGGCGUCCACGUGUGCGUCCAGCUGUCGGAUACCAGUUCAGAUGUGUGGGGGCUGAUAUGCAGAGCUGGCAAAUCCAACACAUUGAUGAGCUGUGGUACACCUCAAGGGGAAACAUCUGCUAACACCAUUUUGCCAAAUGGACUGGUCCAAGGGCACGCCUACACUGUGACAGGGGUUAAAGAGCUUAUUAGCCAAGGAAAAGUUGUGAAGCUGAUCCGUUUGUGGAACCCCUGGGGCAAAGGAGAGUGGGAGGGAGACUGGAGUGAUCGGUCCCCCAUGUGGAACACUGUGAGUUCUCAAGACCGCCAAAAGUGCCUUUCAGUGGCCGAUGAUGGAGAGUUUUGGAUGACUUUUGAAGAUUUCUGUAAGUUCUACACAGAUCUUGACAUCUGUGGCCUGAAACCAGACUUCAUAGAUGGAAAAUCCUCUGCUCAGUGGAAGACCUCUGUGUACGAGGGUCGGUGGGUUGCUGGAACCACUGCUGGAGGCUGCAUAAAUAACAGAGACACUUUCUGGACAAAUCCACAGUAUCGAAUUAAGGUCGAAGGUGAAAACUCAGAGACCAAUGGGGAGAAAAACAUCCUAGUGUCUCUCAUGCAAAAGCCUGACAAGAGGAACAGACGCCUGGUGCAGAACCUCCACAUUGGCUUUUCUGUAUAUUUAGUGACCAAAGAAUACAAGAUGCAAAGUGGGAAGUUUCCAGCAAUCUUCUUCAACACCCAUCUGCCUGUUGCUCGGAGUGAUAAAUACAUGAAUGCCCGUGAGGUGAUAGAGUUCCUUAUGCUGAAGCCUGGUGAAUACCUGAUUGUGCCAUCCACCUUCAAACCCAAUGAGACAGCCUCCUUCAUCCUCACCAUCCACUCAAGAGAAGAGACAUGUUGCUAUGAGAAUUCAAAUGCAAAUGAGCAGAAAUAUGAGCCAGUUGAAAAGGGCACAAAAGUAAAAAUCCAUCAGGACGAUGAAAACAAGAAAACAGUCUUCCGUCAAUACUCUGACAAGUAUGAAGAAGUGGAUGCUGAGCAGCUCCAGAGGGUUCUAAAUGAAAACAUCCUGAAAGGAGACAUGAAAUCUGGAGGGUUCAGCCUUGAUGCCUGUCGCAGCAUGGUGGCUCUAAUGGAUACGUCAAUCACAGGCAAACUAAACAGUGAGGAAUUCGUCCGUCUGUGGAACAAGGUCACUAAAUACAAGGAGAUUUUCUUCCUCACUGACGUUUCAAAAACAGGAACACUGUCACUGAGUGAGCUGAGGAACGCAUUUCUAGCUUCAGAAAUAAGGGUUGGAGAUGACAUGCUCAGUCUGAUGGCUCUGCGCUAUGGCGCCUCCUCUGGACACAUGACACUGGAGUGCUUCAUCAGUCUCAUGAUUCGCUUGGACUGCAUGAAGAAAAUCUUCAAACAGUUGUCUGAUGGAAAAUCCAUUAAUCUCAAGGAGUCAGAGUGGAUGUACGUUUCCAUGUACACUUAAGCCACCUGAAAGACAGAUGCACGUUUUAUCUGGAAAGCACAAGGAGAUAUUUCAAAAAACUUGUUUUCUGUGAAUUAGCUAUAACACUUUAUUACUUUGAAACAACUAAACUGUGAAACUACAACAAACACUAUCAUAUAAAGCUGUAAACCUUAUGCCUCUUUGCAUAUUAUGUCAUGCAUAUUAUAUCAAUGACUGAAUAACUGCAUUUUUUUGUGAACAGUAUUGCAAACUUGUCGAUCUGUGUUUUAUAAUAGAAACAAAAUACAGAUGUUAGUGAAUGACAUGGGACUAUUGUAUCAGUCAAAAAUGAAUGAAGUGGAUGGGAAAUUAAACUGAUAAAAUAAGUACAAAAACUAGGAAAAUGGAAAUUCAAAGGAAAAAAAUGUCAAAUUUAAGUAGUACAUUUGUUUUUAUAUGUAGUUUUCUAUAUCAGCUGCUUUUUAAAAUUCAUUUUAUAUUGGGGAAAGGAAUUAGCAAACUUCAGUGGGUCAGUUUCAAUCCUAAGCUAAUAGUGAGAGGUUGCGUUCUCCUUUGAAUAAAGCAUUUCCUUUGUGAUCUUCAUCAGUUUUUUUUCCAGCAGCUGGGAUUUUUUUUUUAAAAUCUUAUCAUUUGUUUUGUGGGUUUUCAUAUAUUUAGCUGCAUAGCUGCCUGUUUAAGUUUACCUUUCUGGUACCACUUUACAAUAAUACUCCCCUUAUAGAUGGCUAAUAAAUAGUUUAUAGCUAUGUUAUUAAUUAAUCUGUAAAUGCUUUAUAAACCAUUAUCAAUGGUUUAUUAUGUAUUAGUUAAGGGUGAGAAAGAGAAAAACCUGACCGGUUUCUUGCCAAAUAGUGAGCCAAAUGUGUUCACCUAUAUAUUUCACCUAGAGUUGCUAUAUUAAAUAUUUCAGACUAAGUUACUAUCUUGUAAGCACAAUCAGCAUUUGUAAGCAUAUUUUUUAGCAUAUAAUAUUGUACUUCAUAAAUGCAUUAUAAGUAUCCACAACUAUCA
Oreochromis aureus is the source of this 3174-nucleotide messenger RNA. RefSeq names its product calpain-1 catalytic subunit-like. Gene Ontology annotation, molecular function: calcium ion binding; calcium-dependent cysteine-type endopeptidase activity. Gene Ontology annotation, biological process: proteolysis. The record is from RefSeq and is a predicted model, not a curated record. NCBI's taxonomy places the organism in Eukaryota, Metazoa, Chordata, Actinopteri, Cichliformes, Cichlidae. The transcript is spliced from 22 exons. Gene Ontology annotation, cellular component: cytoplasm. The coding region runs from base 91 to 2181 and encodes 696 amino acids.